GGCUACAAAGUGUGCCGAUUGGGAGACGCAAAGUAAAUGUAUUGUUAAACAAGGAGUUAAUCACUUUAGUGGCACAUGUGGGUGUAAAGAAGUGUGCUAUCCCCUGGGGCAAAGUCCCCCCCAGUUGCAUUUACAUGUCAGUUAUGCAAAAUUGUAGUUGUUGAAUGAAAGCUUCCCCUCCCCAGUGCAUGCUAGUGUUUGGCUGGUUGGCUGCUGGCAGCCUGUUAUAUUCAGAAACUGGUUCAGUCAGGGCCACUGCACAUGUGUGGAUCUCCUAAAGAAGAGAAGGAUUGCCGUUUUUAGGCACAUCAAGUGGAUGCUUAACAGUAAGAGGGUCUCGUUUUCAGGCUUGCUUGAUAUUCUUGCUUGAAGUGUUCGGGUUUCUGGAUUUAGAGAGGAGCGUUACAGGGCUGUCUGGCCCAGGGUCUUGUACAGUAAGUUCACUAGUGGAAGCCGUGUUGAUGACUCACAGUGGCUAUGAAUGCACUACAUGUAGUUCCCGCUAAGGCAAAACCAGCUUCCUCUUUACUUUCGCACUUCCUAGAGCCAAGAAAACAUGGGAAGUGUCAGUAGCCUGAUAUCAGGACACAGUUUUCACAGCAAGCACUGCCGGGCCUCUGAAUACAAAGUGAAGAAGACAAGCAAGAAAUCAAGCCGUGGUGCCGACGGCCUUCUGAGGUAUGGUUUCUCCCAGGACUCCACCAACAACACCACCAAAGCCAUCUCCAAACUGGGAAAAAGUGAGGACUUCUUUUAUAUCAAAUUGAGCCAUAAAACUAGAGUGCCUCACAAAAGCGAAGGUGCAAAACCGUCCGUCGGAGAGGAGGUGAAGAAAACACAAGCUGGAAUGGAAGCUGUUUGCUCCACACCGCCAAAACUGGUGCCGUUCUCCGGAAAACUCGAAAAGGGAACAGAAAAGGGUUUGAUACGGCCUACUGCAUUUAAACUAGUCAUUCCUCGGAAUAGCAAUUCCACUGUUCACAACUCAAUGGAAAGCCAUAAUAACUUGAAACAGGUCCAAAACAACAAACAACUCAGCCCUUCUGAGAAACUAAAGGACCAGGAUCAGAAGCAGGCCAACCACUCUGGGACCUUGUCAGACUCUGGUAGGAACUCCAUGUCUAGUAUCCCAACACACAGCACAACUGGCAGCUGCCAAACGGACAACCUCAGCACUUCCGCUGGCCUCCCCAACAGGUUUGGAGGGUCUGCCCAAAACAUGAACCAGACUAGCAGCGCAGGCGUACCAAAUGACAGCAACAUUGUCAGCCUCAAGGUAAUGUCCUUAUCCGACAGUGGACAAUCUUCUCCUGGUCAGAGUGGACCUUCUUCAGGGCAGGUGGACCAUUGUUCCGAAAACGUCACUUGCGUCCGGUCACCCAUCUCCACCGAUGAGGCCCUCAUCCUGAAGCUGGAGCAGAAACUGCUUGAGAAGGAUAGUGAGCUCCAGGACCUGCAGGUCAGCUUGGAGGAGAAAGAAACAGACACCUGUCAGCUCUUUGAGGAGAAACAGAAGUACUGUAAGGAAGAGAUGGAAGGGCUGAAGCAGAGGUGCUCAUCCAAGUUACGGCAGGUCUCCCAGAAGGCUGUGCGAGCUCAGCAGGUCAUGCAGCUCCAGGUCUUCCAGCUCCAGCAGGAGAAGAAGAAGCUCCAAGAUGAUUUGAACCAGCUGGCCCAGGAACGAGACCUGCUAGAGGUCAAGCUCAAGUCCUAUGAAAAGGGGCAGACCCAAAUGGCGCCAACACUGGAGGAAACACAGUGGGAAGUGUGCCAGAAAUCUGGAGAGAUCUCUCUACUGAAGCAGCAGCUGAAGGAAUCCCAAGGAGACGUGAGCCACAAGCUGAACGAAAUUGUCAGCCUCAAAGCCCUCCUGAAAGAAACUAAAGCUAAAAUAGAGCCCAUGGAGCAGAAGGUCAGGGAGAUGGAGGAGUCUGUCCACACGAGGACCAUGGAGGUGGAGGUAUGUGAGAAUGAGCUUCAGCGCAAGAAGAACGAGGCUGACCUCUUGAGGGAAAAGGUGGGCCAACUGGAGACAGACAUCCGGAACCUGAAGCAGGAUCUUGCCUUGGUCAAGGAGGAGUUAAACAAGCAGGAAGCCAGUGGUCGGCAAGCAACAGGACAAGCCAAAUGUCUUUCAACUGCAGUGCAUGAGAUGGAAACCCUGCAAAAGGAGGUGGAAAGGUUGAAAGCGGAGUUAAAGGAAGAGAGGCAGAAGAAGGAGAAGAUGGUGAGCAGUUUUCAGCAUGAGAGGCUGAUCUGGAACCGGGAGAAGGAGAAGGUGAUCAAGUAUCAGAAGCAGCUUCAGCACAACUACCUACAGGUGCACAAGAAGAACCAAGAUUUGGAAAAGAUCCUGAAGGAGCUAACUGUGGAGCUGGAGAGUCGCACAGAGUUGGACAUUAACGUGCAAAGUGCAGACAUUCAGUACGACAAAAUUAUAGCCACGGAAAUAUAAAUUGUGUGACUACAUUUUCUGAAGCACAUUGCUUAAGGUCUAUCACAAGGGUUAACCCACAUCCAGUUACACUUUCAUGGACAUCAGGUUCUGUGCUUCAACUUUAAGUUGCUGAAUGGAUUUUCAUUCCAUAUAAACCACACUGCUUGAGGUCCCAUUGUUUUAGUGGAUAGUGUGUUAUUAAUUCAAUGGUCUUUAAUCCUGUCCCAUUUGGAAAAGUUAUGAAUCUUUCCCAAAUGACUUCUUAAACCCAUAUACAUUUCUGAAAAGUACAAUGUUUCAUAUGCUAAUAUGAGCUUGCUUUGAGCAGCCCUCUCCUUUGUAUUUGUCCUGGUAGUAUUUUCAGAGGAAAUCUAUGUCUCUGUGUCAUUUAUCUGUCCAAUAUUUCAGUAAAGCAGGUUGACACAGUUAGUGGUAAGUGGAGUUCUUCCUGGAAAGACUGCAGUAACACAGGGGUCUCUAAUGCAUAUUAACCAGCAUGGUGCAGGCUGCUUUAUUGUAGUUAUCCACAUGCCAGUAGGAAAGACCUACCCAAGUAUUUCUACAAAUGAUGCAGCCUCAUUCCAAGCACGUCGGUUUUCUAUGUAUUAUGUCUACCUACACUUCCACAUUCCAUCUGUACAAAUAUACCUCCUUUGAAUCGCCAACUAUAUAAGCCCAACCUCAAAUCCAACCCAGACAUCUCCACUAUAUUUAUGGGAAAUAUUUACCCAGGUGCUUCCACAUUCCUAUGAGAAUUGCAUACACAGUAAGAACACUUGCUGGUUUUAUAGAACUAAUCUUAACCAUCACCCCCCAAAUCUAGGCAUACAAUUCUCUAUUCUGUUAAAAAGAUCUUCCCCCAACCAAAGCCUUAGCCCUGAUUCUAAACCAACUACCAAGCCCAUUCCUUACCCUAGCUCAUAUCAUAAAAUGGAAGAUCAGCGCGAUACUUGAAACAUUGUUCAAGCACCUUAGGCUUAUGGAAAGUAAACAGGGUCAUGCCACUGAAACAGCAACAAAGAACAACUACCGUGGAAACAACAUCACUUUAGCACUGCAUGAUACUGAAGAACCAGUACCGCAGAAUUUGGCAGUUUCCGGAGGUAGUCAGCAGAAGUCAUUGAGCAGGUUGAUUCGUAGCCUGUUAAUACUCUGGAAAUCUGACAGUGUUAAAAAAAAAAAAAAAGAGAACGGUGAUAAGAAUGAAGGAGUAGAGAUACUGAUCCUCUUUAGGGAGUGACUCCACUUGAUGUAAAGAACACCUCAAAAAAGUGUUUGCUAAUGAGAUUCCAUUCAUAACUGUCUAUUUUCAAUGACAACAAGACAGGAUAAAGGAGCUCCUUAAAUGCCGACAGCUGGCUGCGCCCCAUUUGUUAUCCAGGUGCUAAAAAUCACAGUGGCUUUGUUGAGUUGAAUUAACUACCUUUGGUGCUGUUGUUUUGGUAAUGAGCCAUGUAGGUCUUUGACAGCAGCCAUUUAAAAAAAUACUGCUGAAUUUAUCUUCUGGGGGUUUAUGUUACUAUUUGUGUUAAUUUGUCUGGUGUUUCACUGAGUAUGUAAUGAACAGAAAGAUUUUCAAGGCUCAAAAGAGUGAUAAAGAAACAAGUGGUAUUUUUGUAUAAGAGGUUUGUAACACAGAGAAAAUAGCACCAUGUAGGAAGUAAAAGAGUUUUGGUGUUUUUAUAACCUCUUUUGUCUAUCACCUCUAGAGCACUGUGUUCAAACUAGUGGACACUUGGCCGUUUCUGCUUGAGAGAGGCCCAGGACUGCAUAGGGUGUUUAAGUUAGGACAGUCUCAGAGCUUUUAGAGAACAUCUACAGGCAUCUACCUGCUAUGUGCUUGACUGUAGACAAUCCAAAAUGAGACUUUCAACAAUUCUAAUCUAGUUACAAACCCAUGAGCUAUACACUCCUGUCAAAUGUACAACCGUUUAUGCAGAGCAAUGCAAACUUGUGAGAUGUUAAACCUGAAGUCAUACACAUCAACUGGUCAUUCGAUAGAUAACGAAGAAAAAUCCAUUCCAUAUUGAAUUAAAAAAAAAAUGCAAUAGUAAAAAAUACCUAAAAGAAGAGAUUUUCCAUAAUAUUUUCAGGUCGAAAUUAUAAGUCCUAUGUAUUUCAUAAACUGAUUUCAUGCCAGUUUCUUUCACAUGCAAAAUGGCUAAAUCUGUUUAAGUAAUUAGAGUUACACAAAGCACCAGGAAAUACAACAGAUAAAUCAUUACUUUUAACAUUGUUUCAGAAGGAAUGGGGUUUGCAUAUGGUCAUGAGGUGAAUACUCAUUUCUAAGAGGCUGUCUCUCACUUACUCAAUCAAAUCCUUUAUCUAACCAGGUAGAACCAGCUCAGAUUCUUAUUCGUGGUGGUGUGAAACAAGGCAGGUGGAAUGAAGACUUGCCUUGGUCAAGGAGGAGUUAAACAAGCAGUGGUAAAAUCUGUCCUUCAGAUAAGUACCCCACCCUUUUAAUGUCCAUGGAGCAGGCAUAAUGACUUGGAUUUAGAAUUUUGCUCAGGGAUCCUCAAACCCUACAGCACAGCACCCCAGGCUUUGCAUUGACUUUGUUUAGUUGUCCCCAUUCCAAGUACGAUACAGGCUCCACCUAGCUAAAAUGGAACGGCUGCAGGACACUCAGCAUGAUGUUGCUUUAGCAUGUACUUCAGGUGUUGUUUUAGAUACCCUUGUUUAUUGGGUGUAAAAUGAAAGGUGGCUUGGUGCCUGACAUGUGAACAUCUGCUCUUUUUGUUUUAUUAUCUUUUAAAGAAAUAACAGUUUACCUUUUACUUAGCUCAUUCCAGACAGUGUUCUGCAGCGGAAUGUGUUACAAUGUUCGCUGAAUAUGCCAAAUUGUUUUUUCAAGGUUAUGUUUUUUUAUAUUAUUGUACCCAAGCCACUUUGGUUGGCUCAGAGCACAGUGGCGAUGUAAAUAGAUUGCUUAUGCUUAUCUACUUCUACUCUGCAUGCUUGAUGUGUCACCAGCUGUCGAGCGGGACAACUGCCUAUUUAAUUGACUUCUCUCCUACACAUUUGUAAAAAGACUGAAACUCUGCAUUAUAAACAUCUGCUUUGCUAGGGGCUGGUGACACGAAAGGAAAAUAUUGGAAAUGCUCUGUUAUUUAUGUAUUGUAUAUUUUGUAUUUAUUUAAAAAAUAAAGUUGAAUCUCAUUG
Messenger RNA from Acipenser ruthenus (sterlet), 5602 nucleotides. Its product is annotated as leucine zipper putative tumor suppressor 1-like. The transcript is spliced from 4 exons. Bases 557 to 2455 code for a protein of 632 amino acids. Lineage: Eukaryota; Metazoa; Chordata; Actinopteri; Acipenseriformes; Acipenseridae. Gene Ontology annotation, cellular component: dendritic spine. Gene Ontology annotation, biological process: regulation of synaptic plasticity; regulation of dendrite morphogenesis. The record is from RefSeq and is a predicted model, not a curated record.